This is a messenger RNA of Polyodon spathula (Mississippi paddlefish), 2280 nucleotides long. RefSeq names its product urotensin-2 receptor. The record is from RefSeq and is a predicted model, not a curated record. Gene Ontology annotation, cellular component: membrane. NCBI's taxonomy places the organism in Eukaryota, Metazoa, Chordata, Actinopteri, Acipenseriformes, Polyodontidae. Gene Ontology annotation, biological process: regulation of blood pressure; blood vessel diameter maintenance; neuropeptide signaling pathway. The transcript has a single exon. Gene Ontology annotation, molecular function: urotensin II receptor activity. Bases 1029 to 2105 code for a protein of 358 amino acids.
CACUGCAGCCCAGCGCUUUCUUUAUCAAACCACUGAGCUCCUCAAACCCCACUGCCUUCCACACUGCAGCCCGGUGUUUUCUUUCACAGGUAGGUGUGGAGAAUGGAGUGUGUUUGUGGAGAGUUUCUAGUUAGCUUGAUAAAGGGAAAGUUUAGAGAGACACAGCGAGAGAGAGAGAGGGGGAGAGAAGUCAGAAAAUGAAAUUCAAAGAGAAUCUUAACGUUUUAAAAUUGAAAAAAUUGUGGACUUGUUAUUGAGAUUAACGAUGCACAGAAGUUGGGCUACUUGAGAAUCUACGGAAAAGAAUCUGAUUUUAAGACUCUCUAGAAUAUUCUAGAAGGAUUGUUUUCUUUUGUUUUCCUACAUCGAACAAUAGCACAAGCUUUUUCAAGAAAAAACCAUCAUUCUGGAUCUUGGUGGAGUUUUUUUUAAGGGUAUUGUUUUUUCAAGAACAGCCUGGAAAAAGAUACAGAUUUAAUUUUGGAAAUCAAAAAAUGCUGAAAAAUAAAAACUUGAUUUAUUUUAUAUAUUUAUAUAAAUUCCAGCAAUAAAGUUCUAGCUUAAGAAUGGAUAAAAAAACAAGGUUUGAUUUGAUCUAGAAGCAAUCUAGAAAAGGAUAUUGGAUCUAGAAAACGGCUGUGUUUUUGAUGGAGCGCCUCUGAAUUCUGACUGGAUGUCAUUUUGGGCUGACAAACUCCCCAAUUCAAUUUAUGAAUCUUUUUUGGACACUUUGAAGCUAUAUACUUUGCAGGAAAAACAACAAAAAAACCUCAUUUUUCAGAAAGAGACCGGGCAGUUUUUAACAUGUGUUUGAGAAACUGAAGGCUAUACCAGUGUGAUGCUGCAGGGUAAACUCGAAGGAGGACGGAUUUGUGCCUUCCUUCUAUUGCUGAAGGAGGGACUGGGAGGGAAGCAGCGUGGCUCUAGCGGAGCUGAGGAGGGACUGGGAGGGAAGCAGUGUGGCUCUAGUGGAGCUGAGGAGGGACUGGGAGGGAAGCAGUGUUGCUCCAGCGGACACCUCUAAAGACAUGGACGACAUCGGUGAAGCUCUGGAGACCAACCACACCCCCAACGACUCUUCUAACGCCCCCGCCCAGGGGACCCUGCUGGUCACCUCUCUGCUGGGGGCCACCCUGAGCCUCAUGUGCCUGCUGGGGGCCACUGGGAACAUCUACACCCUGGCGGUGAGCAGCGCCCCCCUCCGGAAAGCGGGCUCCAUGCACCUCUACAUCGUGAACCUGGCCCUGGCCGAUCUGCUCUACCUUUCCACCAUCCCUUUUGUGGUGUGCACCUACUUCGCCCGUGACUGGCUGUUUGGCGAAGCCGGUUGCCGAGCGUUGCUGAGCCUGGACCUGCUCGCUGCCCACGCCAGCGUCUUCACCCUGACCGUGAUGAGCGCCGAGCGGUACCGCGCCGUCCUACGCCCCUUCCGCGCCCGGAGCUCGCCCAGGGGGUACCGGGGCCUGGUGGCUGCGGGGAUCUGGCUGGCUUCCUUCCUCCUCACCCUGCCCAUGAUGGUGAUGAUCCGCCUGCGGAAAAGCCCUUCCAAACGGAUCUGCUUCCCCACUUGGAAGCCGGAAGCCUUCAAGGUCUACCUGACGGUCCUGUUUUCCACCAGCGUUCUUGCGCCCGGGCUGGUCCUGGCCUGUUUGUACGGCCGGUUGGCCAGAGCUUACUGGGCAUCGGAAGCCAGGGUGCAGUCCACCAAGCGACGGCUGAAACGCAGGGUGGCGUGCCUGACUUUCAGCAUCGUGCUCGCCUACUGGGCGUGCUUCCUGCCCUUCUGGGCCUGGCAGCUGGUCAAGCUCUACUCCCAGGAUGCCGUGCGGUCCCUGUCGGCCGACGCCCACGCGUACGUCAACUUCUUCGUCACCUGCUUGACCUACGGGAACAGCUGCGUCAACCCCUUCCUCUACACUUUGCUGAGCAAAAACUACAGGGACUACCUGAGGCAAAAACGCCAGCCCCCCGCUGGGACCAGCGCCAGCAGUGGGGCCGGGAGCAACCCCGCCGUCCUGGGGCAGGGGAGGAGAGCGGGGGUGCUGCUGUUCUGCAAAAGGGGGAGGGAAAAUCGGGAAGGGGAAGUUAACGAUCGCGAAGGCUAGUUUCGGGAGGCACUUUUCCCUCGAGGCGUCUCUGACUGGCGUGUGUUUGCACAGACGCUGCUUAGUAAAUGCAUGAUUGCAAUGCUGUUAUGCAUACUUACACUUAAUGUGGAAAUCUGUUAGCACAAUAUAACCCUAACACUAACCCUAGCUCUUAUAAUGUCUGAACAGCCUC